UCCAAAUCAUCCAACUCUCCCUCUCUCCCUUCUCUCUCUCUCUCUCUCGCCCAUUUGGAAAACAGUCUCUCGCAGGUGGUGUUCUUAUUCAGGUCGGGACCUUAGGGUUUCGGGACGGCAAUCUAUUCGAAUUGGUGUAUCUAAAUGAGCGAUAGAGAGACUUUAGGGUGUGAUCGGUGAAAGUUAGGGUUUUGGGAUUUGAAUAUAGAGCGUUGUCGAUUAGUCGAUCUGGGAAUGGAUUCCAAGGAUUCUUCUUCUUCGUCGUCGCCGUCUGCGGAGGACGAGACCGUUCUGUCUGCCACCGCGGGGCUCGCCAGUUUGGCCUUCCAUUCGGGGAAGUUUUCGGAAUGCGUGGAUAUAUUGAAUCAGCUCUUGCAGAACAAAGGAGACGAUCCCAAGGUUCUUCACAAUAUUGCUAUUGCAAGAUACUUUCAGGAUGGGUGUUCAGAUCCCAAAAAGUUAUUUGAAGUACUUAAUAAUGUUAAGAAACAAAGUGAUGGGCUUGCUCAUGCAUCUGGAGAACAUGCAGAGGAUAUUAGCAAUGUGGGCAACAACACUGUAUCAGGAUCUAAAGGAACUAAUAAUGUGGCGAAUCAGUUCUCUAGUGCAAGUAGUUCACAUAUUGUUUAUGAUGGUGACUUAGACACUUCUGUGGGGAUGUUAAAUAUAGCAGUUAUCUGGUUCCAUCUUCAUGAAUAUGCAAAGGCGUACUUGAUUUUGGAUUCUUUGUAUCAAAAGAUUGAACCAAUGGAUGAGGCAACUGCUCUUCAUGUAUGCCUUCUGUUCCUGGAUGUUGCAUUAGCUUCCCAUGAUCCAUGGAAAUUUGUUGAUGUAAUUAAUUAUGUGGAGAAAGCUUAUUGUUUCAGUUUGGUCACUCAGAGUGACAAUGGAAGCUCUGCACAGCAACAAUCUUCCUACUUAGUGACGAAAUCUUCUUCACUUCCGAGCAAUUCUACUGCCACAGAUGUUUCUAUUAUUGAUUCAGUCGCUAACGCGAAUGAAAGUCUUUUGUCUAGAACUUUAUCAGAGGAGAAUCUUGAAUCCCUAAUUUCAUCAAUUGACUUGAGUGGACAGAACCUAGCAAGACCAUCCGGCCCUCAAUCCUCAAAUGAUCUUUCAAGGACCCCUGCCGAUCAUUCCAUUUCAACUGGUGAUCUGAGACUUAAGUUACAACUUUACAAGGUUCGGCUUCUGCUCUUUGCUAGGAACUUCAAGGCAGCUAAGCGUGAAGUUAAGAUGGCUAUGGCUAUGAAUGUAGCACGUGGGAAAGAUUCUUCUGUGGCUCUUCUGUUGAAGUCCCAGCUUGAGUAUGCUCGUGGGAACUACCGUAAAGCCGUCAAGCUCUUGAUGGCUUCAAGUAAUCGAACAGAAUUGGGGAUUUCAAGCAUAUACAACAACAAUCUAGGUUGCAUCUAUUAUCGACUUGGAAAAUAUCACACAUCAAGUGUAUUCUUUUCCAAGGCGCUGAGUAAUUGUUCAUCACUCCGGAAGGAAAAGCUUGUAAGGCUCACAACUUUUUCACAGGACAAAUCUCUCCAAAUUAUAUAUAACUGUGGAGUGCAGUACUUGGCUUGUGGGAAACCAAUACUUGCUGCUCGCUGUUUCCAAAAGGCAAGUUUAAUUUUUUACAGCUGGCCUCUAUUGUGGCUCCGAAUUGCUGAAUGCUGUCUAAUGGCAUUGGAAAAGGGACUUGUGAAAUCUGGUGUGUCCCAUUCUGAUAGAUCAGAGGUUAAAGUUCACGUUAUUGGAAAAGGAAAAUGGAGACAACUUGCUCUGGAAGAUGGGAUUUCAGGUAAUGGACAGGUGGAUUUUGUUGAAAAAAAUGAUUGGUUUUUUGGUGAUAAUAAACACCCCAAUCUCUCAGUGUCUCUUGCCCGGCAGUGUCUGGUCAAUGCCCUGUACUUGUUGAACCGUUCAGAAUCAAAAUAUUUGAAUUCUGGUUCACCUCAUAGUUCAACGUUUGAAGAAAAUGAUGAGAGUGUAUCUGAUGGUGAUUCCAAGCCACCUAAUCCGGUGGUGGGCUCAGGUCCAUUUAAUGCAAAUGGGGAUGCUAAAGAUCAAAAGGGUGGAAACAGUGCCAACACCGCCUUACAGAGCUCCAUAUUGGAUUAUGAAGAAAUUUGUAGAAGAGAGAAUCAGAUGAUCAAGCAAGCUCUUCUUGCUGACUUGGUAUAUGUAGAGUUGGAAUUAGGAAAUCCUUCGAAGGCCCUGUCGAUAGCAAGGUCUCUCUUAGAACUUCCAGAAUGUUCCAGAAUCUACAUCUUUCUUGCCAAUAUAUAUGCAGCGGAAUCUCUCUGCCUGCUAAACCGGCCAAAGGAAGCGGCUGAGCAUUUGUUGAUCUAUUUGUCCAGUGGAAGCAAUGUUGAACUUCCAUACACAGAAGAGGACUGUGAACAAUGGCGAGCGGAGAAAAAUGUGGAUUGUGAUGAGUUGAAUGGCGGGUCGUUGACUGCCAAUAACUCUUCACUCGAUGAAUCGCAAGAUGUUGUGUUCCUCAAGCCCGGAGAAGCAUGUGGGACUGUUUAUGGAAACCUAGCCACGGUGUUCGCAGUGCAAGGAGAUCUUGUGCAGGCUCAACGGUUUGUGAUGCAAGCUUUGUCCAUAAUACCCGAUAGUCCAGAAGCCAUUGUGACCGCUAUUUAUGUGGAUCUCAUGAUUGGGAAGACGCAAGAAGCUCUCACCAAGUUGAAACAGUGUAGUCGUAUUAGAUUCAUCCCUGGCAGUUUAACGGUAAAUGGCUCCUGUUGAUGGUUGUGUUGGUUUUUAGGAGGUAGGUCAAAAAAAAAAAAAAAAAAAUCCUUUUUUACAAAAGGAUUUGUAACAUAUAUAUAGCUUCAUCCCAGGGAAUAAAUUUUUUUUUUUUUUUAAUUUACAUUUUUAUCUUCUAAAAAUUUUCAAUUGUAGGAUUCGGUGAAUGGUGGUGCGGUGCCGAAAUUAUAUUGGUAGUUGCAAAAAUGGCCACCUAUAAGAUUUGAGGUGUAGUUCUGAUUCACAGAAUAUUUUUGUUUUAGUGGAUAAAAUCUAGAUGGUAAUUCAAGAUUGUAGAAUGUAGAGGCCAUGUGAUUUUCUCGAGAAAAUGAACUUCUGAAGGAAAUUCAAUCCUAGAUGUUAAUGCAAGGUCAUUUAUUUU
Molecule: messenger RNA, 3130 nt
Organism: Camellia sinensis
Lineage: Eukaryota; Viridiplantae; Streptophyta; Magnoliopsida; Ericales; Theaceae
Source: RefSeq, a predicted model, not a curated record